Molecule: messenger RNA, 618 nt
Organism: Octodon degus (degu)
Lineage: Eukaryota; Metazoa; Chordata; Mammalia; Rodentia; Octodontidae
Gene: Spdya
Product: speedy/RINGO cell cycle regulator family member A
Exons: 5
Coding region: 111-593 (160 amino acids)
Biological process (GO): G1/S transition of mitotic cell cycle; positive regulation of cyclin-dependent protein serine/threonine kinase activity; positive regulation of cell population proliferation
Cellular component (GO): nucleoplasm
Molecular function (GO): protein kinase binding
Source: RefSeq, a predicted model, not a curated record
UGGAGCGCCGGGCGCGCAACGGCCCGAGGCUGGAGCUGAGGCUGAGGCAGGGCGGCGCCGGCCGGCUCUCGCUUCCUCGCCGGGGUCCGCAGGAAUCUCAGGAAACCAAAAUGAGGCACAAUCAGAUGUAUUGUGAGACACCACCUACUGUCACUGUUCAUGUAAAAUCAGGGUCAAAUAGGUCACAUCAGCCUAAAAUUAAUCUCAAGCGUACUAUUUUUAAAGAUAGUUGGCAAGCAUCUGAUAAAAAUGCACAUAACAACAACAAAUCUAAACGUCCCAAAGGGCCUUGUCUAGUUAUACAGCGUCAGGAAAUGACUGCUUUCUUCAAAUUAUUUGAUGAUGAUCUAAUUCAAGAUUUCUUAUGGAUGGAUUGCUGCUGUAAAAUUGCAGACAAGUAUCUUUUGGCUAUGACCUUUGUUUAUUUCAAGAGAGCUAAAUUUACUAUAAGUGAGCAUACCAGGAUAAAUUUCUUUGUUGCUUUUGCCUAUUUCAUUUCAGUUGCAAAUGACCAUCAAGCAAGCAAAGAAAAGAACGCUAAUUUCAUGAAGAAAGACAAAUCUAUGGAGUGGUUUACAGGAAGUGAAGAAUAAGAUGGUUCAAUUAAAGCAACAUGGA